Messenger RNA from Racocetra persica, 785 nucleotides. The record is from the annotation of a GenBank genome assembly. NCBI's taxonomy places the organism in Eukaryota, Fungi, Glomeromycota, Glomeromycetes, Diversisporales, Gigasporaceae.
AAAACAAUCUCGAUCUUGCGCAAUCGUCAACCAAACGUACCCACACCGAAUCACGAAAACAAAAGGGCGGUGAGAACAAAGAAGACAGUAUUAAAGACAACAAUCUCAAUCUUGCGCAAUCGUCAACCAAACGUACCCACAUCGAAUCUACCAUAAGCAAGACCAUAUAUGGUAUGUUAGAAAAGAGGCUGGCUGAAAUGUUAAUAGUAUCCGGUCUUAUUCGAUUUUCUGAAUCGUAUGAUACUAAUAUAACUAUUGUAAUUGCAGAAUUUGAUGUAAUAGUAUAUCCCAAACGUACUAAAGCAUUCAAGUGGAUUGCGGACUUAGACAAAGUGACUCUUAGUGAUUUAAAAGAGUCUAUUUUCUCCAUGCGAAAACCUCAAAAAAUUGACAAAGAUAGUAUGGAACUCACAAUUAUCAGUAAUGGAGAAAAAUACAUACCCAGAAAUGACAUAGAAUUUCAACUUCUCUUAGAUUAUUCGUGUCAAAGGUCUGAUCUAUAUCAACUCAGCGAUGAUGAUGAUCCUUCAUUGUCAGUGUUUCCACUUCUUGAAUGUGGAAUCACAGAAUUAAACGAUGAAGGAUCAAAAAUGAUGAUCAAUCAUCUUGUAACCGAUUUGACUUUACGUUACAAGUAUUUCCGAACCAACAAUGAAGCUUCCAGGAGCCAUUUUGUCAGUGCAUUUCUUUUAGCAGUCACAAAUUGUUUUGAUGACAAAUUAACAGUUUGUGCUGAAAAACAGAUCACUGGCAAAAAUGGCCAUGGGCCCGUGGAUUUUGCGCUA